AUGGAGUCGCUCCUGCUGCCGGUGCUGCUGCUGUUGGCCGUACUGUGGACGCAGGCAGCCGCCCUCAUUAACCUCAAGUACUCGGUAGAAGAGGAGCAGCGCGCCGGGACGGUGAUCGCCAACGUGGCCAAGGACGCGCGCGAGGCGGGCUUUGCUCUGGAUCCACGGCAGGCCUCUGCCUUCCGUGUGGUGUCCAACUCAGCCCCGCACCUGGUGGACAUUAACCCCAGUUCGGGCCUGCUUGUCACCAAGCAGAAGAUCGACCGCGACUUGCUGUGCCGCCAGAGCCCCAAGUGCAUCAUCUCGCUCGAGGUCAUGUCCAGCUCAAUGGAGAUAUGCGUGAUUAAGGUGGAGAUCAAGGACCUGAACGACAACGCGCCCAGCUUCCCAGCGGCACAGAUCGAGCUGGAGAUCUCAGAGGCAGCUAGUCCUGGCACGCGCAUCCCGCUGGACAGCGCUUAUGACCCGGACUCAGGCAGCUUCGGCGUGCAGACAUACGAGCUCACGCCUAAUGAGCUGUUUGGCCUGGAGAUCAAGACGCGCGGCGAUGGCUCACGCUUUGCGGAACUUGUGGUGGAGAAGAGUCUGGAUCGCGAGACACAGUCGCACUACAGCUUUCGCAUCACCGCACUCGACGGCGGCGACCCACCGCAUCUGGGCACUGUUGGCCUCAGCAUCAAGGUGACCGAUUCCAAUGACAACAACCCGGUGUUUGGCGAGUCCACCUACGCAGUGAGCGUGCCAGAAAACUCACCUCCCAAUACACCAGUCAUCCGCCUCAAUGCCAGCGACCCAGACGAGGGCACCAAUGGCCAGGUGGUCUACUCCUUCUACGGCUAUGUCAACGACCGCACGCGUGAGCUCUUCCAGAUCGACCCACACAGUGGCCUGGUCACAGUCACCGGUGCCCUAGACUAUGAAGAAGGCCAUGUGUACGAACUGGACGUGCAGGCCAAGGACCUGGGGCCCAACUCCAUCCCGGCACACUGCAAGGUGACCGUCAGCGUUCUCGACACCAAUGACAACCCGCCGGUCAUCAACCUGCUGUCAGUUAACAGCGAGCUGGUGGAGGUAAGCGAGAGCGCCCCCCCGGGCUACGUGAUUGCACUGGUGCGGGUGUCUGAUCGGGACUCGGGCCUCAAUGGGCGCGUGCAGUGCCGAUUGCUGGGCAACGUGCCCUUUAGGCUGCAGGAGUAUGAGAGCUUCUCCACUAUCCUGGUGGACGGACGGCUGGACCGUGAGCAGCAUGACCAGUACAACCUCACGAUCCAGGCGCGCGACAGCGGUGUGCCCAUGCUGCAGAGUGCCAAGUCCUUUACAGUUCGCAUCACCGACGAGAAUGAUAACCACCCGCACUUUUCCAAGCCUUACUACCAGGUCAUGGUGCAGGAGAACAACACACCUGGCGCCUACCUGCUUUCCGUGUCUGCCCGAGACCCCGACCUGGGUCUCAAUGGCAGUGUCUCCUACCAGAUUGUGCCGUCGCAGGUGCGGGACAUGCCUGUCUUCACCUAUGUCUCCAUCAACCCCAACUCGGGCGACAUCUACGCGCUUCGAUCCUUCAACCACGAGCAGACCAAGGCAUUCGAAUUCAAGGUCCUGGCCAAGGAUGGCGGCCUGCCUUCGCUGCAGAGCAACGCCACGGUUAGGGUCAUCAUCCUCGACGUCAACGAUAAUACCCCGGUCAUCACGGCCCCACCCUUGAUCAACGGCACUGCCGAGGUCUACAUCCCCCGCAACUCUGGCAUAGGCUAUCUGGUGACCGUCGUCAAAGCAGACGACUAUGAUGAGGGUGAGAACGGCCGAGUCACCUACGACAUGACCGAGGGCGACCGCGGCUUCUUUGAAAUAGAUCAGGUCAAUGGCGAAGUCAGAACCACUCGCACCUUUGGCGAGAGCUCAAAGGCUUCUUAUGAGCUUAUUGUGGUGGCCCACGACCACGGCAAGACGUCUCUCUCCGCCUCUGCACUAGUCCUAAUCUACCUGUCCCCUGCUCUUGACGCCCAAGAGUCAAUGGGCUCCGUGAACUUGUCCCUGAUUUUCAUUAUCGCCCUGGGCUCCAUUGCCGGCAUCCUCUUUGUCACUAUGAUCUUCGUGGCAAUCAAGUGCAAGCGAGACAACAAAGAGAUCCGGACCUACAACUGCAGAAUCGCUGAGUACUCCUAUGGGCAUCAAAAGAAAUCAAGCAAGAAGAAAAAAAUCAGUAAGAAUGACAUCCGUCUAGUACCCCGGGAUGUGGAGGAGACAGACAAGAUGAACGUUGUCAGUUGCUCCUCCCUGACCUCCUCCCUCAACUAUUUCGACUACCACCAGCAGACACUGCCCCUGGGCUGCCGCCGCUCUGAGAGCACUUUCCUGAAUGUGGAGAACCAGAAUACCCGCAAUACCAGCGCCAACCACAUCUAUCAUCACUCUUUCAACAGCCAGGGUCCCCAGCAGCCAGACUUGAUCAUCAAUGGUGUGCCUCUGCCUGAGACUGAAAACUAUUCCUUUGAUUCCAACUAUGUGAAUAGCCGAGCCCAUUUAAUCAAAAGCAGCUCUACCUUCAAGGACUUAGAGGGCAACAGCCUGAAGGAUAGUGGCCAUGAAGAGAGUGACCAGACUGACAGUGAGCAUGAUGUCCAGCGGAGCCUGUAUUGUGAUACUGCUGUCAAUGACGUGCUGAACACCAGUGUGACCUCCAUGGGAUCUCAGAUGCCUGACCAUGAUCAGAAUGAAGGAUUUCAUUGCAGGGAAGAAUGUCGGAUUCUUGGCCACUCUGACAGGUGCUGGAUGCCCCGGAACCCCAUGCCCACCCGCUCCAAGUCCCCUGAGCACGUGAGGAACGUCAUCGCGCUGUCCAUUGAAGCUACUGCUGCUGAUGUUGAGGCUUAUGACGACUGCGGCCCCACCAAGCGGACUUUUGCAACCUUUGGAAAAGAUGUCAGUGACCACCCGGCUGAGGAGAGGCCCACCUUGAAAGGCAGGAGAACUGUCAAUGUGACCAUCUGCAGCCCCAAGGUCAACGGCGCUAUCCGGGAGGCGGGCAAUGGCUGUGAGGCGAUUAGCCCUGUCACCUCCCCCCUGCACCUCAAGAGCCCUCUGCCCACCAAGCCCUCCGUGUCUUACACAAUUGCCCUGGCGCCCCCGGCCCGUGAUCUGGAGCAGUAUAUCCACAGUGGCCCAUCUCGUCCCUCUGAAGCUGAGCCCCGUGGAGCUGACAGCGAGAAAGUCAUGCAUGAGGUCAACCCCACUCUGAAGGAGGGUCAUGACAAAGAGUCUCCUGGUGUGAAGCGUCUGAAGGAUAUCGUUCUCUAAAGCAGUCUCGGGGAAGAAGAGAGAGAAACCAUGCUGGUUUUCGAGGAAGCAGGAGCUGAUUGUUUUAAUUGCUCACCAAUGGUUGGUUCUUGAGUGGCUGUUAUUUCAGAGCUUUCCCUAAAUGUGUUGUUUAUAAGUGACUAUCAUUCUGUGACAAUCCCUCUCGUUUCAACAGGCAGCAGGGGUGUUCAGGUGGAGCAAAUUAGCUUUGGCUUGAGUUGUUCAUGGCGCCUUGAUGUUGGGGAAACAGAGACAAAUUCAGUUGUGAAAAGUAUUAUGUAUUAAGUGUUUGAAUUUAUAUAUUUUUCUAUGUCAAAAUUAUAAUAUAAAUUACCAUUGUUUGUGGAGGAUUACAUUAAAAAAACAAAAAAAAGGAGAAAGCUCUGGACACCUUUAAUAAGCUCGCCACUGUUUUGUAGUGUAGACAAGUUAAUGGUCAUUUAUUGUGUACUAUUCAUUGAUUCAGUGAUGUGAAAUUGAGCCCCCAAAAGGUUGUUUCUGAAGCUUGAGUACUUUCCAAUGCCGCUACUUUGCUGUGGACACCCCUGCUUUAAGAACCCUUUUGCUAGCUGUGCUAUUGUUGUAUUUGAUAUUGCAAAUUGCUAUGUGUGUGGUGACGGCAAAAGGCUUUUUUAGAAGUUGGUGUUUUUUUUUUUCUUAAUAAAACUAUAGACAAAAACAAAGUGCAAAAAACCGAGAUGGCAAGUGAAUGAGCAACACCACACAUAUAGAUUGAAUACUUGGAGGAUACUCACUCAUGGUGGAUACCCAUGUAGUGAUUACUCACCACCUUGCAGAGUAUUUCUCCUGCCUUUCAGUCUUCUGCCCAGAUCAGUGAUAGAUCAUCACAGAAAGUCAUUUUUGGAUAUUCUGCUAUCUAAUUUGCAGUUGUCAGAACUACUGUGCUGAAAG
Neomonachus schauinslandi (Hawaiian monk seal) is the source of this 4209-nucleotide messenger RNA. RefSeq names its product protocadherin 19 (gene PCDH19). The coding region runs from base 1 to 3297 and encodes 1098 amino acids. Gene Ontology annotation, biological process: homophilic cell-cell adhesion. The record is from RefSeq and is a predicted model, not a curated record. Gene Ontology annotation, cellular component: plasma membrane. NCBI's taxonomy places the organism in Eukaryota, Metazoa, Chordata, Mammalia, Carnivora, Phocidae. Gene Ontology annotation, molecular function: calcium ion binding. The transcript has 5 exons.